Petromyzon marinus (sea lamprey) is the source of this 875-nucleotide messenger RNA. The record is from RefSeq and is a predicted model, not a curated record. Lineage: Eukaryota; Metazoa; Chordata; Hyperoartia; Petromyzontiformes; Petromyzontidae.
AUGGGAUUCCGCGAGACAUUCGAGAAGUCGGUCAGGCGCCUGGCGCCGCUCUCCGUGGUUCUGGAACUUCUCGUGCUCGGUCUGCUGGUGGCUCCGAGUUCUCCCGAGGUGUACCCGCGCAUCUUCUUCCUCGUCCUGGUGGUGAUGCUGAUGCUGUUGGAGAGCCUGCGAAUUUGCAGGGGGGGGGCGGUGUUUGUCUGGACAGCCGUAGUGACUGCUGCGCCCCUUGACCCCCAGCCGCUCGGCCUUGCUAACCCCGCGGCUCUCCACUGGCGACCCCAGGUCCUCGUCGAGGCCACCGUGGCCGUUGCGGGCCCCGGCACCUGCGAGUGGACCGCCUCGUGGCAGUGCUCGCCGGGCUGCGAGCGGCCCCUCGCGGUGGUCCGGGGGCGGACCGUGAUCGCGUCCGGGCCGAGAUGUUGGACCUUGGCAGUGGCUUCCUUCACGGUGCCGGUGUGGUCCUGCGUGGGGUGCACGCUGCGGCACGAGUGUCUCUGCAGCCCGGACGGGGUGGCAGGCGCACCAGCAAUGAAGGGCCAAGGUCGGCCCGUUGCCAUGGUGGCGCACCUCGACGUCCGUCGCCGUAGCGAUUCCGGGAGGCCCAACACCCCACCGUGGGCAGCCUUCCCGCUGGUCCUCAGGAUAAGCAGCCGGUGCCUUCGGCCGCUGAGGAUCUCCACGUGGGACAAGGACGGGGAUCUCGUCCGGUGCCGCUAUGCCACGCAAGAGGAGUGUGACGCGUGCGACGCUGCCGUGCCCGGCAUGACGCUGCACGAGGCGAGGGCUCAACCCAAAUCUAUAAACCAUUAAACUAGAUUUGUUGUUUUUUAUCAGGUGUAGCCCACUGAGCUGUGUAGCGCUUUUUCCAUAAGUGA